Messenger RNA from Penicillium malachiteum, 978 nucleotides. Its product is annotated as cytochrome P450. Gene Ontology annotation, molecular function: heme binding; oxidoreductase activity, acting on paired donors, with incorporation or reduction of molecular oxygen; iron ion binding. The annotation marks the transcript as partial. The record is from RefSeq and is a predicted model, not a curated record. The transcript is spliced from 4 exons. Lineage: Eukaryota; Fungi; Ascomycota; Eurotiomycetes; Eurotiales; Aspergillaceae.
CCUCUCAUAUACACCAGUCUGCUUGUUGCUUUUACAUCAGGUUAUGUUAUUUACCAAAUUUUCCUCAGUCCGUUAGCCAGUGUACCCGGGCCUCUAUUGGCCAAAAUUACAACAUGGUACCAGGCCUACCUCUCUAUGCGGGGUAACGUUCAUCGCGACCUGGUGGAGCUACAUAACAAGUAUGGCUCUGUCGUGAGAAUGGGACCAAACACUCUGUGGGUUUCCAAUGAGGCGAGCGGAAGAUUCAAGAAGGCCUCCACAUAUAAUGUUCUCAAGGGAAGUCGGCCAUUUGAUAUUGUUGGCAAGCGAGACGAAAGAAUUCAUGGUGAGCAACGCAGAUUAGUAGCUCGUGCGUACUCCAUGGAUUCUACGGUUUAUCUCGAGCCAAAGGUCGACGAAAUUUUGCUUCAGAGUCUCGAUCAACUGGCGAAAACAUCCGGAUUUACAGAUCUCGGGGCUUGGAUUCAACUGUUCGCAUUCGGUCAUUCUGACACGAAGGAUAUAAUGAGCCAGCUUUUUACCACCCAACAAACGAAGCCAAAACUAAAUGACAUGAACAUUGCCUUCAUGUUAAGCUCAAAUGUCUUUGCUGGCUCGGAUACGACAUCAUCAGCCCUACGAGGCAUCCUUUAUCUUCUUCUUAAGAACCCUCAAUACUACGAUCAACUGGUGAAAGAAGCCGAGGGAAAAUUUGCCGAGGGUAAACUGAGCGAUAGUAUCCUACUGUCGUUGGUACAAGCCCUUGGCCCCUUCAUAGAUCACGUGAAAUUUGGGGAGCAGAUGUUGAAGAGUUUCGGCCAGAAAGAUAGCUGGGCCCCGGGGCCAGUGAAUCGAGUCAGUUCAACCCCAUAUGAGACUCCGCUUCAGGUCGCUAACACCGUUUUAGAACGAUAUUUCUUUGGUUUCGGUGGUGGAUCUCGGACAUGUCUUGGAAGAAGUAUGUAUCUUUUGGCUUUCGCGGCAAGGACUUUAUACUAA